GUUAUAUAUUCAUAUAAAUUUUUAAAGUUGAGUGUUUGAGAUGAAGUAGUAUUUCAGGAUUAAGCGUUUGAGGACAAAAUAGUUUUAAAAUUAAUAAUGUAUCAGAAAGUGAUCUUGUGAUGGUAAGAAUAAAACACAGAAAAAAAUGACUAUAGAUCGGUAAACAAAUCAUUCAAACCACCCAAAAAUAACAUAUCAUUUGUUGCAUGAGAAGGUAUCCACGUACCAAAAGAACAUGUGUGGGACAGUGGGAGUUCAUUAACCGUGGAUGGUAUGUUUGCCUAUCUAUAAACAAUAACGUCAAAAGUGCUAACGCAAAAACGUAUAUAAUUUUAAAUAAAAUCUAAAAAAAAUUCAUAAAACUUUUUUAUUGAAAUGGUAAACGCGUCUAAAAAACUAAUUAGCUAACACGUACUCUUUAGAUGUUCCAUAUAAUCGAAUGGGGCUAAUUAGUUUGAGUCAAAUGAGAUUCUUACCCACUACAACCAUAAUUAUAUGAUUUAAGUUGAAUUAGUCGUUUAUCCGUAGAGCCACGCCGCUUCAUUUCCAUGAAUAAUGUAAGUAAUUUAUUAUAGACUAUAGUUUAUUUAGGUCACUCUGAUAAUAUUUCGUAUUUAUCACCACUAGUAAAAUGUGUUUAUUCAUCAUCCCUCACUCAAUUCUGAGAUAAUCUCGUCAUAAAAUAUUGACAUAACAGAGUCAGUUCUGACAUAUACCCGAAUAAAGGUAGUUUGAUCCAAAUGAAUAAACCUAAAACAUGUAACUAGUAUUUUUAGAAAUCCUUUUUUCAAAAAAAAAUACACUAGUAUUUUUCAUUUUUUGGAUUGGACAUAGACCACUCUACUGACCAAUUGAUUUGGAGUUGACGCUCUUCACAUUGUGUCAAUGACAUUUUGCUUUGGGUACUUGGGGGUAAAUGUAGGUUUGAUCAGUAUACCAAUAAGAAAAUCGUAUUUUCUACUAUAUUUUAUCGCACGUAAGAGUUAUUAUUUUUUUGUUUUACCUUAAUGCUUUGUAACUCUAAAAGCUAAAUGUUAUUGUUUCUUCCUAAACAUCUAGAUCCUUGACCAAACAUUUUAUUUGACUGAAAGGUUUACUAAUGAGGUACGUAGAUGGGGUAAUAUUCUCAACAGAAAUUUAAAGAUGACGACAUAUGUGAUUCUAUACAAUCUCUCAAGUGUUCAAAGAAAAAAAACAACCUCUCACAUCUAAAAGGGAGAAAAGGAAAGAGAUAGGAAAAGAGGAAGAUAAUAGUAUAAAGUUUAUUAACACAUGCAAGGAACUAAAUGGAAGUAAAAGGCAGUUGAACAAAAAAUUAGGUGAACUUAGUUGGCCCCAAUUCCCCUUUUACUCUUACUUCUUCUUUAGAAUCGAACCUUACGCACCUAUACAUAUAGUGAGGAAGAAAAAGACUUAUAGUACAAGAUGGAAAGACAAGACAUAAUUCCUCAUACGUUAAGCCUAGAUGUCGAAAACAACAACAACACCUUCUCUUCUUUUGUUGAUGAAACCCUAAUGAUGAUGCCUCCGUUAGCACUUCCUGGCCAAGUAGAGCCUUCUUCAUCUUCUUGGUGUCCAACGAGUUUUCAUAUGCCUACGCAGCCCCAUGAGAAUGAUCAAAUCGGAGAUCAUGGGAAGAAGAAAGAUAAGAGAUCGAGGAAAGUUCCAAGGAUUGAGUUUCAUACGAGGAGUGAUGAUGAUGUUCUUGAUGACGGUUAUCGUUGGAGAAAGUAUGGCCAGAAAUCUGUCAAGAACAAUGGUCAUCCAAGGAGCUAUUACAGAUGUACGUACCACACAUGCAACGUGAAGAAACAAGUGCAAAGAUUAGCAAAAGAUCCGAAAAUCAUCGUAACGACUUAUGAAGGCAUUCAUAACCAUCCUUGUGAGAAACUCAUGGAGACUCUUAAUCCUCUCCUCAGACAGCUCCAGUUCCUCUCCAGUUUUUUGUAAUCUUUGAGUAAUUAUAUAUGUCAAUUUAAUACUUCAGUUGUAAUUAAUGUAAAGCUGAUUAUGGUUCUAAUCACACCCGCUACCCAACAUCUCCCAGAGAGAAAAGGGUAUAGAACAAAACAAAAAUGUAACAGUUAUGAUUGAUUGUUUUGUUCAGAUCUAUUGAUUUA
Molecule: messenger RNA, 2120 nt
Organism: Brassica rapa (field mustard)
Lineage: Eukaryota; Viridiplantae; Streptophyta; Magnoliopsida; Brassicales; Brassicaceae
Product: probable WRKY transcription factor 24
Biological process (GO): regulation of DNA-templated transcription
Molecular function (GO): sequence-specific DNA binding; DNA-binding transcription factor activity
Source: RefSeq, a predicted model, not a curated record